Saccoglossus kowalevskii is the source of this 983-nucleotide messenger RNA. Its product is annotated as monoglyceride lipase-like. NCBI's taxonomy places the organism in Eukaryota, Metazoa, Hemichordata, Enteropneusta, Harrimaniidae. The record is from RefSeq and is a predicted model, not a curated record.
AUUGGAGCUUGAUUCCAGUGUUUUAUUAUGAACGCUAGCUCGUCAGUAUUUUGAUCGCAACAGUCUUCACCGUGUUUUGCAAACAAACAUGUCGACAACGCCGACCAGUCCGCAGGGUGUACCGUACGAAGAACUUCCACAUUUUGUGAAUGCAGACGGGUUACAUAUCUAUACCAAAUGCUGGCAACCUACCUGAUAACUCCACGCCAAGUGCCUUAUGUUUAAUCCUGCAUGGAGUUGGUGAACAUUGUGAACGAUAUGACACUGUAGCCGCACCGCUCACUGGCAGUGGCAUUAUGGUCUUUGCCCAUGAUCACGUUGGCCAUGGUCAAAGUGAAGGUAUCCGUGUAGAUAUAAAAGAUUUUAAUAUUUACGUGAGAGACACGAUACAACAUGUGGACAGAAUAACAGAGCAUUAUCCAAAUCUACCAGUCUUCCUCAUUGGACAUUCCAUGGGUGGUACAGUUGCAAUCCUGGCUGCAAUGGAAAGGCCGGAUCAGUUUACGGGUAUGGUUCUUGUAGCGCCUGCUGUAGUGGAAAAUCCAGAAACAGCCACAACAUGUAAGGUGUUUAUGGCCAGGAUAUUGGCGUAUUUAGCCCCACAAUUUGAAAUUGGAAAAAUUGAACCAAAAUAUAUUAGUAGGGACCCGAAAGAGGUGGAGCGUUAUGCAACGGAUCCUCUUGUUUGGCAUAGGGGAAUGAAAGCCAGGUGGUCAGUACAGACUUUAGAAGCCUUGAAACAACUCCAGGAGAAUAUGUCCGAGAUUAAGGUGCCAUUCUUGGUGAUGCAGGGAGAUAAAGACGUCCUCGUAGAAAGUGUAGGUGCAACAUUACUGAUGGAAAGGGCCCAGAGCAAGGAUAAACAAGCGCAGAUUUAUCCUGGGUACUAUCAUGCUCUACAAUUUGAACCACCGCAAGAUGCGGCAAUUGUGCUGCGAGACCUGACGUCUUGGAUUGUGACAAGGAUGAAACAGGCUCCAUAG